CAGGUUUAUAUAUGACCCUAUGUCCCUCUGCUGAGUCCGGCGCACGUUGUCUACGUCCAGCCGCAGCUCCUCCAGCUCCUACCUACUGCUCCACUUUGUUCUCAGCAUGUCCCAGCAGCAGAUCAGCCUGCCAGCCAAGCUCAUCAAUGGUGGUGUUGCUGGUAUCGUGGGGGUCACCUGCGUCUUCCCCAUCGACCUGGCCAAGACAAGGCUUCAGAACCAGAGGCACGGGCAGCAGGUGUACCGGAGCAUGGUGGAUUGCCUCUUGAAAACCGUCAGGUCUGAAGGUUACCUUGGGAUGUAUAGAGGUGCUGCUGUCAACCUCACGUUGGUUACCCCCGAAAAAGCGAUCAAGCUCGCUGCCAACGACUUCUUCCGCCACCACUUUGCCAGAGACGGGAGAGGACUGACGGUCUUUCGGGAGAUGUUAGCGGGGUGCGGCGCAGGCAUCUGCCAGGUCAUCAUCACCACCCCGAUGGAGAUGCUCAAAAUCCAGCUACAGGAUGCUGGGAGGCUGACGGCGCAGCAACGGAGCCCUGCCAUGACCCCCCCGCUGAAGCUGAGCGUAGCUGGCACUGCCGUACCAGCCAGACAAUACAAUGCCGGGGUAGCAGCUGUGAGAAGUGUGUCGGCCUCCCAGAUAGCGUGGGACCUCCUGCAUAGCCAAGGUGUUGGGGGCCUCUACCGGGGACUGGGGGCCACACUCCUGAGGGAUGUGCCUUUCUCUAUGAUCUACUUCCCGCUGUUUGCUCACCUACACCGGCUAGGCCAGGGACAGCCCUCAGAGGCCCCGCCCUUUUACUGGUCCUUCCUAUCUGGCUGUGGUGCCGGCUGCAUUGCUGCUGUGGCCGUCAACCCCUGCGAUGUCAUCAAGACAAGAUUACAGUCCCUCAGCAGAGGAGCUAAUGAGGAGAGCUACAGCGGCAUUGUGGACUGUGCCAGAAAGAUCCUGCGGAAAGAGGGUCCGUCCGCCUUCCUGAAGGGAGCCAGCUGUAGGGCGCUGCUCAUCGCCCCACUCUUCGGCAUUGCCCAGGUCGUGUAUGUGCUCGGAGUCGGCGAGUUUGUGCUCGAUUACACGCCCAACGCUCUCUUCUCCGCCUAAAGAUAAGCGGUGCGCCCAGAUGUAUCAUCAAGACCACGGCAGCUUCAAGCCUCAAGAGAGUUUGCGAAGGAUUAAAAACGAAAAACAAAAAAAAAUUCUGAGCUGAGUGUUUCUCUCGGGAAAAAUAUUAUUUUUGCCGAACCGAACAGCCGUGAUUGGCUAGAAUGUGUCAUGUGAUGCCAUUCAGUUGUCCCGCCCCUUCAUUUCUUACUUGACGGGAUAAUUGGAUGGCCGUUAAACUGUUUCACUUUGGAACCACUUUGGAAGGCUGCCAGUGAUGUUUUUUUUCCUUCCAUUGGGGAGGGACAUCUAUAAAAUCAUAUUUAGAUGCUCGUUUGAUGCAAAACAUCCAAGAUGGACUCUGUCUAUCGUGCCCAAGCUCACCUGCUUGGUGUCUGACAUGACUUCUGGUGGGUUUCACCAGUUCUAUGUCCUAUUUCUCACUGUGGUGAUGCUACAUGGCGGUGAAUUUGUAAAUGAUAGUGUGACUCACUGUGAGGGUUAAGUGAUUAAACUAAUCUUUAAAAAUGGUGCAGGUAAACAUCCCUCUGUCAAAGGACACCACUUCAUUUAAAAUGCAGCAGCCAUCGUUGAGAUGUGCAGCUCACCGUGUUUCAGGUCUGCUAAAGGAUUCCUAAAGGAGAUAGGAUCUUCAGGACGGUUUAAUGGCAUGUUCCUGACCAUGAACGACCACAUUGUGACAUUGAUGUAGCUAGACUUUCAAACAUCAUAAUGGUCUCAUAUGACUUUUAAUUGAGUGAACAGAGUAAUUAUUAGCAUACAGUAUCAGUGAAAUGUUUGGACAUACCUAUCCAUAGCAAGGUUUCUUUGUACUAUUCUCUGCCUCCAUGUAACAUAUAUGGACGUAUGCACUGAAUUUGGCCCCUAACCCCAAUUGCUCCAAGGACUGGUUGACCCCACUGUCUCCUCUAUGCCAGUUCCAUGAGGUGGCCUCCUGGGAUGCUUUUCCAACUGUCCUGAAGGAGGUCCACAUAUAUUUCCAGCACUCACUGGCUGCUUUUCCCUUAUUCUCUGGUCAAACUCCUCCAAAACCAUUUACCACUGUCCUUUGUACACGGCUUAGUGGGUUCAAACAUUUGACUGGUACUGUUGGAGCCGUUACACUUAGUGUUAUAUUCUGGGUAGAACUGAAGAAUUUUUGUUACUACUCUAUUGGGCUAGUUCAAUGAGAACCUAGUUCGUCAUGCAAUAUUUUUUACUAGCUAGUAGGCUAUUGUUCAUUCUGUUGUACUUGCCCUUAGUCUAAUUGGCUUGUCUCAGGCAAGGGGGCAGGCUUAAUUUCCAGCCUCAAAGCAUGAAAGGAGCAGCAACAAAAGCCAUAUACUGAUCCCUGGUCUUCUGUGCAAAUGCAUUUAAGCAAAGGUGUAUAGUUCGGGUUCAUAAAGUUAAAAUCCAGACCAAGAUUUUGAUUCAACCAACCAAAUGAGUUCUCUGUGACUGUGACUCAACUGGUUGGUUGAAACAAAAUCUUGGUCUGGAUUUGUUCUUUCUCGAACUGAACUGUCCAGCUCUGGAUUUAUGAUCAGAGACACAGGGUUUCCUGUAAACAUAGUUAGGCGUAUCAAUCUGAGAACCCAUAGGGUGGCCACCGGAGGCGCUGUCUCCGAAAUUCUGGGCCGGUCUGCGUUCCACAACGUGACAUCAUUCCUGUGAAGGAACGAUAAAAGAUGACAAAGGAGCAAUCAAACCAACCUUUUAGGUAGAUCUUAAUUUUUUUCUCAUUUAUAUUUAAUAAACCACCGACGUUCCCAUGACGUUGAUAGUUGAUAAGGACCAAACUGCAUCAGUCUGGUGUGCGGUGUUGUCUCCAACUAAUCGAAAUAGUUCGUACAAACAUUUUGGACUGCGUAACGUUUGAGGUUUCAUGUGUUUAUCCUGUCAACGCUGAACAUCAGAAGACAAUCCAGUAAAGAAAACUAUAAUCCAUAUAUAUUUAUUCAUUCUUAAAAGGUUGGUGUUUCUGGAAUUUACAAUUCAUAGUGAAUUUUGUCAAGCUGUACAACAACAAGCAAAAGAACAGCUAUGAACCUGUAGAUAUUGUUAAUGAUGCUUCAACUGUAACCAACAUCCCUUAGAUACAGUUGGGUGAGAUGCAGUGUGAGAAAAUGUACAUUUUUCUUCUUCUCUUACUAGUUUAACUGGUCAUUUCACACUGCUUGGUUCUCCUGUGCGUUCAAAGAACACUUGUUCCUCUAACCUUCAGCCAUUGUGUCUGACUGUCUUCCUUUGUAUAUAUGUGUUUCAAUAAAAUCAAAAGAUACUCUC
Messenger RNA from Brienomyrus brachyistius, 3388 nucleotides. Its product is annotated as mitochondrial glutamate carrier 1-like. The transcript is spliced from 9 exons. The coding region runs from base 107 to 1102 and encodes 331 amino acids. Gene Ontology annotation, molecular function: L-aspartate transmembrane transporter activity; L-glutamate transmembrane transporter activity. Gene Ontology annotation, biological process: aspartate transmembrane transport; malate-aspartate shuttle; L-glutamate transmembrane transport. The record is from RefSeq and is a predicted model, not a curated record. Lineage: Eukaryota; Metazoa; Chordata; Actinopteri; Osteoglossiformes; Mormyridae.